This is a messenger RNA of Trichoderma harzianum CBS 226.95, 459 nucleotides long. RefSeq lists its product as hypothetical. The record is from RefSeq and is a predicted model, not a curated record. Bases 1 to 459 code for a protein of 152 amino acids. The transcript is spliced from 2 exons. Gene Ontology annotation, cellular component: mitochondrion. Lineage: Eukaryota; Fungi; Ascomycota; Sordariomycetes; Hypocreales; Hypocreaceae.
AUGGCCGCGGAAACCCCCAACAUCCCUCAGCAGCGGCUCGGCGUCCCGUCUCGGAAUCCGCUGCCUUUAUCGGCUUCGCAAGAGUCGCAAGUGCGAGAUAUAUACUAUGCUAGAGUGCGCAAACAAUGCGCCGACGAAAUCAAAGCCUUUGCCGAUUGCGCCCUUGGCCGGACCUUUAGCGUCACGUUUGCUUGCCGAGCUGAACACACCGCUAUGAAUGCCUGCAUGAAGCUCCGAGCUACACAGGAAGAACAGGACGCCGCCCGAGAGGAAUGGUUCGCACUACGAAUGGAGCGACAGCGACAGCGUGAGAGGAAAACCAAGAUGGCAGCAGCCCAAGAAGAGUUCAUGCGGGAGUGGUGGGGUCUGCCAGAGGAUGUGAGGCUGUCGAGACAGAAAGAGAUGGAGAAGCGAGGAGAGAAGAUACCGCCUCUAAGACCCGAGCCCAGCACGAAGUAA